UGCGCAGACGGAAUCUAGACGCGAUUUGUCACCGUCCCGUAAGAUGGCUCUGCAGUUGGUGAGUGGCUGCUUUUGCUCUCUUCAGCUCCACUCACCCCACUAUAUCUGUUCUACACCAAUCAAUAACCAUCGGGCUCAGGGUCUGUCAUUGAUUACGGAUGCUUGCCAAAGCAACAAUUCACACUGGACUGGAAUGGCGAAUUACUACCAUUCAACAUAAUGGAAGAGGGGAUUACCAUCCUCGACAUAUAAUAAUUGCGCCUGCUCUUGCCCCCCUUUCCACUGCUUCCCUCUGUUUCUCAGACCUAGAUUCCUCCAAAGACCGUUUUCUGCCAUCCUUUCAGAACCCAAUUCAUACUCCACCAGUCACCAUGGCUCCCAAGGUUGCUAUCGUCUUCGUAUGUGUUCCCUUCAUUCUCAAUGGCAUGGCCCUCGUCUCGUCCUGUUUGUUGACACUUCGCUCUGGAAGAGAUGGUCGCUGACACUUGACUAUGCAGUACUCGAUGUACGGCCACAUCCUCAAGUUGGCCGAGGCCGAGAAGAAGGGU
Aspergillus saccharolyticus JOP 1030-1 is the source of this 548-nucleotide messenger RNA. RefSeq lists its product as uncharacterized. The record is from RefSeq and is a predicted model, not a curated record. Bases 159 to 482 code for a protein of 107 amino acids. Lineage: Eukaryota; Fungi; Ascomycota; Eurotiomycetes; Eurotiales; Aspergillaceae. The transcript has a single exon.